UUUGAUAUUUAAAGUAAAGGUCAGACAGUUCAAUAAUUAGUCCGAAGCAAGUGAUCAUUGGCGAAUUAUAGACCAACGCAUCAAUAUCUAAACGUAAAUAACAACGCAUUCUGAUUUCUGAUUUGUGGUUGUAGGCAAAAAGACCGAUCAUAUUUGAACGAAUCAAAAUGGAUGCUGGGUGUGAAUGAACUACUGAAAAACGAGCAGCUUUUGUCGAUUUGUAGCGUGAGCUCGAUGGUCGGAUUGAGAAACUGGUGUCGUGAUUUAUUUAGUAUUAAUUUAAGCAGUGUUUUACUCGCGAGUGUCGUCAAUAACGAAGUGGUCCGAGUACUGGUUUAAUUCAGUAGUCACCGUGUCGAAAAGAAAUGUGUUUAUACAAAUGUUUAGGAGAUCUUCAUAAUCAGCAGGUGACCGUAGUAGGAUGAGGACUGUGUCGACAGUGUUGAAUGUCGUGCCUAGCCCUCGCCUGGUGCUCUGCGAGCCGCGGAUCCCGACGUUCGGUUCGAUAUGGCGAGUGCGUUCGGACUAGAGAGUCGCUCGUGUGUCGCAUGAGCGGUCAGAAAUGAAAUGCAUAUACAGGAAGCAACGAACACAACUCUGACAACAUGUUCCAAAAUGACAGAAGAAGUAGACAGAAGACAUGGCGUAAACGGGAACAGCAGUAGCAAGACAGCGAGCGAGGAGAGUCCCGUCGCCACCUCGGCGCACUCGGGCUCGGGCGGCCGACUCAAGUUCUUCAAAGAUGGCAAGUUCAUCUUGGAGCUGGUGCGGGGGUGCGCUCGCGCGGGCGAGCGCUCGGGCUGGGUGUCGGUGCCGCGCAAGACGUUCUGGCCGCCCGCCGCGCCGCACACGCCGCCCACGCCGCCCGCGCCCGGCCCCACCGCCUCGCUCAGCGUCUCCGACGACAACUCCUCCAUUCACUCCUCGCCCUGGCAGCGCGACCACUGCUGGAAGCAGCCCGCCCCGCGCCGCAACCUCUCCAAAGAGCUAGCCAUGUACUAUUGCCGGCCCGCGGCGCUCACCGCGCAGGCGAUCCGCGCCGGCGCUCGAGCGAAGCGUCGCCGGCCCUACGACGCGACGCCGCUCGAGCCGCGCAACGGGCUCUGUCGGAACGGCGCCGUCUCCCCCGGCCGGGACGCCGUCGACGGCGCGCCCGACUCCGCCGCCAAGCCGGCCGACGAGCGGCGGACGGAUUGCGACCGAGAGAAAUAUUACCACAUGAAACUCAAAAAACCAUAUCAGUAUCAUAAGUUAAGGGUGUAUAAAAAGACGAAACCUGCGAUCAGGCCUAAGGUACUCGCCCGUACGAUAGACAAGCUGCGCGAACGCAUCGCGGCGCUGCCGGCGCCCGUCAACGCCAAGCUGGCCUCAUGUCGCCAGGAGCACAUGAUGGUAUCGCCGCGCAAGCGCAUCCUACGCGAACUCGAGCGCGUCAGCUUAGAGGACCAGGGCACGAAGAGGCGCGCCAAGACCGUGCCGGCGCUCAGCACCGCGUCCUACCCGCCGUCGCCCGGCCCCGGGCCCAGCCGCGCCGCCGCGCCGCCCGACACGCCGCCCGCGCGCUCCACCAACGGCACCGCCUCCCUCCGCAAGGAGCCCGUCAGCAAGAACGUGAGCAGCUACAGCAUCCACUCGCUGCUGUCCAUGCCGGACGAGAGCCCCGCGCCGUCGCCGGCGCGGCGCUCGCCGCACUCGUACCCGCCCUCUUUGAAGACGGAGUCGCCGUCGAGCGUGCACUCGCCGGACCUGAGCCCGAGCCCCGACAACUACCGCUACCGCUACUCGGCGCUGACGCUGGGCUCGCCGACGCCGGGCGCGCCGCGGGACUCGCCGACGCCGCCGGAGCUGGCGCGGUACCGGCACGCGCCGUACGCGCCGCCCGUGUCGCCGUACGCGGCCGGGCGGCAGUGGGCGGGCGCGCCGUACCGCCGCGAGGACUGGCGCGAGCUGCAGUACGUGUACGGGUACGGGUACGGCGGCGUGGCGCCGGCCGUGGGCUACCGCGCGCCGCAGGCUCCGCUGUGGAUGCACUACGGGGUGCCGGUCCCGCCUGGGCCCUGGGCGCCGCUGGCGCACCCGCUCAUUAACGACCACAUACCUAAAGAAGAACCUACGUCAGAUUUGCCGCUGAACCUGUCAAAGCACUGAAAGGCGCAGGCGCUGCUCGGUUCGGUGCGCUCUGAACAUUACUAUUGUACAUGUAUUACAAACGCAAUCAAAGACUUUUAGCUUAUUUAAAGUGGCAUAUGAUUAUGCAAUAUCUUUUUAUAUUUUAUGCUAUACAUUAAAGAACAAGUUCGAACAGUAAACUUGUGGUGAAAUGUCGACAACGUUGUCCCAUCAACAUUCCAUGGUCACUAUCGAUUGGAGAGUAUUGGAAGUCCAAAAAGUACAUCCCACCUAAUCCAAUAGCCUAUACACGCUCGGAAGCGAUUAAAUUUAUAUAACGAUAUUAUGCACUUUUUGCACAUGGGCAAAAAAUAUUUUUGUAUAAAUGUGGUUUUCCGCCAACUUGUUUGUCUGGAAAUCUAUUUACAAAUCAUGUAUUUUACACGGAAAUAAUAUUAUAUUUUUAAUAUAGAUGUACUGUACGUAUGCAGAGUCACAUGAGUAUUUUCAUACAAAAUAUUGUACUCCGAGUUGAAUAUUUUAAUAUUGGCUAUUAUUUUAGAGUAGAAUGCCAAGAUGAUCUAAAUGAACAAAUAACAAUUGACGAUCAGUGCCUUUUCAAAGAAACUACUAAUAAACAUUUAAGAGAAGUAAAAUAUCCCAAAAUUCUAAUAAUUUCCAAGCGCCCGCCGCACUCGGCGCGCUCAGAGCGGGCUCCGCGGAUCUAUUUACACGACCUGAAUACCCGCUCCUUACUUAAAAUUCCAUAAUGUUUAUGUUCGAUCUCAUUAUUUAAUUUAGAAAAUAAAAUGAGGUAAAGACUACAGUUUUGGGAUCAAAUUUGGAUGUGUGUUUAUCUAACAUGUAUAUUAAAAAUAAGCGACAUUGUAUAUAAUUUGUGAAUGGUGUAUUAUUGAUGGAAGUCUGGGCGUAGAUUUUAUCAGAGCAUUAACCGCUUAUGAUUUAUCCGUAAGAGUUUUAUUACCUUCAAAUAAUUAUUGUAUUUGUACAGUAUUUCUUUAAUGAGUAUUUUAUAAUUAUUACGAGGACGGUAGGUGGUGUGUGCUCGGUGUAUGUGAGUGCUCUCAGUUGGGUCGCCGGCGGCGCGGCUCGCUGUUCUGUGCGUGGCUCAUGUUCACACUACGCUCACAGCCAGAGGAAAACUUCCUGCUGUAUAAUCAUUCAUUAAGUAAUCACGCUACUGUGUAGUAUGAACAUUUUGGUGACUGAUGGCUCACCGUGAGCUGUGAGCGAUCAUGAGUCACUAGGUAUUACCAGCCUAGUGUGAACAUGUCCUCAUUCGCGUACAGAAUUGGUCUGCUAGCGGCCGUCGGCACGCUUUGAGAUUAAAACGUAGAAGUAGUAUUUUACUGCAAUUUAGUUGAAAUAUGGGGUUAUGUAUGUAUUUAUAAGGACAGUUAAAGGACGGUAACGGACUGACUUCUGAUGUAAUAAUAUUCAUUAAUGGAAUUGUAUAAAAUAGUUGUGUAAUCGGAGGCCUACUGUAACAAUCGUAUUGUCGCCCAACAAAGUUGAUUUAGUAUAAAAGUAGCUGUAAUAGAUCCUGCUCAAUUAAUUCUGAGUACAGUUAGGAAACUACUUCAAGUCAAUGUCCUGUGUGAGAGUGAACUGUGUCGUUUUGCAAUAAUUUAUGUAUUUUGUUAGGUUUAUGCAUUCCAUCGAACAGUAAUAUUAUUUACAAUACAUAUGGUGCUAAACUAUUCUAGUUUACGUGCGUAUGUCGAAAAUUUAAAAGGCCAUAUGUACUGUAAAACGUUGUACAAUACACGUGCGAAAAGGUAAUUCGCAACUGGUGUCGAUUUAAAAUACUCCCUUCGAUCGUGUUUUAAUUUCAAGCCACUCGUUACGAAUUUCCUGCUUUUCGCACUUAUCGUAAUGUACUAUUAAUGCACAAUUAGCCAUCAACCUACUUUAUAACAUAACUACAUAGUUCACACUAAAGCUGCAUCCAUUUUUUUAUUUAUUAUUGCUAAUUCUCAUCCACCACAAAGGUUUGUGUAAACCUGACCUAUACUUCAUACUUAUUUAAUGAAAUAAUGAAUGAGAUCUUGACUAUCUCGAGGAUUCAUUAUUUGAUUAAAAUGUUGAAGUCUGAUUUUUCAAUAGAUAAUUUGUAAAAUAAAAUAAAAGUAGUCUAACUUUACAGUUAUAGUAUAGCUAGUCUGACUUUUGAUUGAAAAAUCGGUCUUUAUCGGUAUCACCCUUGUCACAUUGCAGCAAACCCAAUUUAAAAUAAACGUCUCUCCAACGUUUUAGAGCUCACGUCUAUAUGUGUCGAUCAGUAGAGGGGCGGUCAUUUUAAAAUUGGUUCUAUUCUACCUAAAGGAUGAAAGUAGUGUUGAAGGUUAUGCUAUAAAGUAUAAAUCCUGCUCUCUUCUGAACUCCUAACUCCUUCAUUUUUUAUAUUUAUAAACUUAUUAUUUCGAAACAAUUAGUUUUUCGAGCUAAGUUUCAAUUAGAUCAGGGUCAGCCCAAGAGCGGAAAGUACAUCAGAGUGCCAUUUAUUAUUCUUCUUGUAUAUGUGAAAAGUGAAAACUAUACAGGUUCCUCUUCCACACGACAUUGUGUAACUGCCGUAUAAAACAUAAUAAAAUAUUUUUCUAUGUAAACGAUUCUUCGAAGCAUGUGAUAGCGCUUUUCGGAUAUAAAGAAAGCGAGUAUGUCGGUGUCUUAAAACCACAUUAAAUCAUAUUUAUAAUGCGGAAAAUAGUUAUUAUCCAUUUAUAUUAAGGUGUAGUUAUGUACUCGAAUAAAUAUAACUUUUACAAAA
Cydia fagiglandana is the source of this 4900-nucleotide messenger RNA. It is a transcript of the gene H, whose product is annotated as protein hairless. The coding region runs from base 568 to 2148 and encodes 526 amino acids. The transcript has 3 exons. Lineage: Eukaryota; Metazoa; Arthropoda; Insecta; Lepidoptera; Tortricidae. The record is from RefSeq and is a predicted model, not a curated record.